AUGGGGAUGGGGCUCGGCGGUAUUGCAGAUGGAAUGGGUACUAUGACGGAGGCUGUGCACAUAAAUCUACUGGCUCAGCAAAUCAAGUUGUCAGCUUGUAAUGGCCAGCCAGUGAGGAUGCUGUCGUUGUGGCUGAGUGUGUUUCUGCCGGCCCUCUCCGUGGCUCAGAGGUCAGAGCCCAUGUUCUCUGCUGUGACCCAGACGGUCCUGCCUCCCGACUACGAAAACAACCCCACCCAGUUAAACUAUGGUGUGGCCGUCACCGACGUGGACGGAGAUGGAGACCUGGAGAUUUUUGUGGCAGGCUACAACGGCCCUAAUCUGGUGCUGAAGUACGACGGGCAGAGGAAGAGGCUCGUCAACAUCGCCGCAGACAACCGAAGCUCUCCGUUUUACGCCCUGCGAGACCGUCAGGGCAACGCCAUCGGCGUGACAGCUUGUGACAUCGACGGAGACGGUCGGGAGGAGAUCUACGUCCUCAACACGAACAACGCUUUCUCUGGUCGAGCGACGUAUUCCGACAAGCUGUUUAAGUUCCGUAAUGGACGCUAUGAAGAUUUGCUGAGCGAUGAGAUUAAUGAGAGCAGAGAUGUAGCCAACCGUAUGGCUGGCCGCUCCGUGGCCUGCGUGGACAGGAAGGGCACGGGCCGCUAUGCCAUCUACAUAGCGAAUUACGCCAGCGGCAACGUAGGUCCCCACGCCCUCAUAGAGAUGGAUGAGGCCGCCAGCGACCCCUCCCAAGGCAUUGUCGCCCUGUCCAAUGUGGCGGAGCAGGCCGGAGUCAACAAGUUGACUGGAGGGAGAGGUGUGGUGGUGGGGCCCAUCGUGAGUCAGACCCUGUCAGACGUCUUUUGCGACAACGAGUAUGGACCAAACUUCCUGUUUAGGAACAACGGGGACGGGACGUUCAGCGAUGUGGCACAGCAGGCUGGUGUGGAGGACCCCAUGCAGCACGGCAGGGGCGUGGCGCUGGCGGACUUCAACCGCGACGGCAGAACGGACAUCGUGUACGGCAACUGGAACGGGCCACACCGUCUGUACAUACAAAUGAACAACCGCAAACACAAGUUCAAGGACAUAGCCUCUCAGAAGUUCUCCACGCCGUCCCCGGUACGCACCGUCAUUGCUGCAGACUUUGACAAUGACAAUGAACUGGAGGUCUUUUUCAAUAACAUCGCCUACAGGGGCUCCUCUGCCAAUAGGCUGUUUCGGGUGACCAGGAGGGAGCACGGAGAUCCCCAGAUAGAGGAGCUGAACGUCGGGGAGGCAGCGGAGCCAGAGGGACGAGGAACGGGAGCCGUUGCAACCGAUUUUGAUGGCGACGGCCGUCUGGAUCUGCUGGUGUCGCAUGGCGAGAGUGCAGCACAGCCCGUCUCCGUCUACAGAGUCAACCAGGGCACCGCCAACUCCUGGCUACGUGUGAUACCUCGAACCCAGUUCGGGGCCUUCGCCAGAGGGGCCAAGGUGGUGGUGUACACCCAGAGGAGCGGCCCACAUACGCGCAUCAUCGACAGCGGCUCCGGGUACCUGUGUGAAAUGGAGCCCGUCGCUCACUUCGGUCUCGGUACGGAUGUAGCCACCAAGGUGGAGGUGUACUGGCCAGAUGGCCGCUCGGUGGCCAGACCGCUAGAGCUGUCGGAGAUGAACUCGGUGUUGGAGAUCUCCUACCCCAGAGACGAGGAGGAGGAGGAGGCUACGCCUACUGUGGAGAUUGAGUGCGGCCUCGGGUUCGCAAUGAACGAGAACGGCCGGUGCACCGAUCAAAACGAGUGCACCCAGUUUCCAUCUGUCUGCCCCCCCGAUCGUCCCAUCUGCACCAACACCUACGGCGGCUUCAAGUGUCGCACCAACAGGAGAUGCAACCAGGGCUUCGAGCCCAACGACGACGGGUCGGCGUGCGUGGCUCAGGUGGCUUACUUUGGGGGGACACGGUCGUCGGGGGUCCGGCGGUGGUCUGGCCGUUCUCUCUGGCCCCUCUCUUUCUGUGUGCUACCUCUCGUCUCGGCCCACCUCCAGACUGGACCACUGUAG
Lampris incognitus (smalleye Pacific opah) is the source of this 2031-nucleotide messenger RNA. RefSeq names its product cartilage acidic protein 1b (gene crtac1b). Lineage: Eukaryota; Metazoa; Chordata; Actinopteri; Lampriformes; Lampridae. The transcript is spliced from 15 exons. The coding region runs from base 1 to 2031 and encodes 676 amino acids. Gene Ontology annotation, biological process: axonal fasciculation. Gene Ontology annotation, molecular function: calcium ion binding. The record is from RefSeq and is a predicted model, not a curated record.